Osmia lignaria (orchard mason bee) is the source of this 542-nucleotide messenger RNA. The record is from RefSeq and is a predicted model, not a curated record. Lineage: Eukaryota; Metazoa; Arthropoda; Insecta; Hymenoptera; Megachilidae.
CGAGAUGGAAAUUUUUAGUGAUGCAUCCCUGUCUGGCUGGGGAGCUGCUUGUGAAGGAGAGCAAACGCAUGGGUUUUGGAGUGAAAAGGAACGAGAAGAACACAUUAUGUAAUUUUCUUGAACUAAAGGCGGUCUUUUAUGGGCUGAAAUGCUUCACUAAAAAUAAGACCUCGUGUGAAAUACUGCUACGCAUGGACAAUACAACAGCGUUGUUGUAUAUAAAUCGAAUGGGCAGUAUUCAAUUCCCUAAAUUGGCAAAGUUAGCAAAGAAAAUCUGGCAAUGGUGCGAAGCGCGUAAUGUGUGGAUUUUCGCGUCUUACAUUAAGUCUAGCGACAAUACAGAAGCUGAUGCAGAGUCCAGAGUGGAACAGACUGAAACCGAGUGGGAAUUAGCAGAUUGGGCUUAUGAAAAGGUAGAAUCUACAUUUGGGAAGUUUGACAUAGAUUUGUUCGCGUCAAACGUAAAUGCAAAAUGCGAAAAGUUCAUCUCCUGGCACAGUGAUCCAGAAGCUUGGGUUGUAGACGCGUUUACGGUGCCGUAG